AUGUCGUGGCGUCCAUCGUUAUCCUUCUCAAAGUUUCGUAAUGUCUUUGGGAAGCCGGCCACCAAAGAGCACAGUUACGACGGAGUCCCGAUCACGUGGAGCGUCCAUGACAACCACUACUGCUCGGCCAAUCCCUGCUUCAUCGCCGUGGUGACGGAGUGCGCUGGGGGCGGCUCGUUUGUAGUCCUGCCAAUCUAUCAUACGGGCAGGGUGGACCCUCUGCACCCGCGGGUGUGCGGCCACAGCGGCAGAGUCCUGGACGUGAAGUGGAACCCGUUUGACGACUACUGCAUCGCCUCCUGCUCGGAGGACUGCACCGUGAAGGUGUGGGAUGUUCCGGUCUUUGGCGUCCGACAGAACCUGGUCAAGGCCAGUAAGACUCUGCUCGCUCACUCCAGGAGGGUGGCCGUUAUCGAGUGGCAUCCGACCGCGAAGAACCUGCUGCUUAGCGCCGCGUACGACUACAAGGUUCUGCUCUGGGACGUGUCCCAGGCCGGUUCGGUGAUCAGACACCCGGUCCGGGUGGUCCUGACGCCCAUCCAUCACCGCCACCCGUCCGAGGCGCUGCUGCUGUCGGCCAGCUUCAACACGGACGGCAGCAGGCUGGUGGUCGCCUCCAAAGACAGACGGGUUCGGGUCCUGGAUCCGCGGACAGGGAAGAUUUUCCAGGUGUCCAGUAAUAAGUCUCACAGGGCCAGCAAGGUUUUGUACAUCGGAGGGUUGAAGAUGCUGCUUUCCACCGGCAGCUCGCCCUGGAACCAGAGGCAGAUCGUCCUCUGGGACCCUGACGACUUAUCUGAGCCUCUGCAUGAAGAAGAUCUGGACGGUUCUGCAGGGGUUCUCUUCCCUUUCUACGACCCAGACACACACAUGCUCUAUCUGGCUGGAAAGGGUGACGGGAACAUCCGCUGCUACGAGCUGAGCUCUGAGAAACCCUUCAUCAGCUUCCUGACGGAGUACCGGUCCCCGCUGCCGCAGAAAGGACUCGGAGUGAUGCCAAAGCGUGGACUGGACGUGUCCAUUUGUGAAGUGUUCAGGUUUUAUCGCCUGAUUCUCAUCAAAGACCUGGUGGAGCCGCUGUCCAUGAUCGUACCGCGGAAAAAGACGGGGGUUUUCCAGGAGGAUCUGUACCCGAUGACAGCAGGAAACCAGGCGGCCGUGACGACCCGGGACUGGCUGCUGGGGGUCGACAGAGGUCCGGUGCUGAUGUCAAUGAAGCCUGAGGUUCGGGUAGAAAACCCUUACCCAGAAGCCCCGGCGGCGCGCGGGCAGGUCAGGGUUCUGAGCUCCGCCCGGUUCCAGACGGGUUCGGGUCCUGGUUUUGGUUCUGGUGCCGUAACGGACCAUCAUCAGGACCUCGUGGAGCUGGCUUUCCUCCGGGAGCAGCUCGACUACCAGGACGCCAAAUACCCCGGAGACCCGAGCGACCUGUCGGGGUGGCAGCCGGACGAGACGCAGACGCCCCUGUGGACGCACCGCUGCACCGCCCCACGCCGCCCACAGCCGGACGAGACGCCGCCGCCGACCACGGACCACGGGCUCCUGCAGGCGUUUUACAGACAACAGGACGAGAUCAGAGGCUUGAGGGAAGAGCUGAGUCACAAAGACGUGACGAUUGCUCAGCUGGAGCUGGAGAUAAAGAUCAACAGGAAAAACACCAGAGAGACCUUUUAACUCAGCUGCUGCUCUCCGGUCACGGCCCCGGAGAUGGAUCCAUCCAUCAAUAAAAGUUUUGAGAUUUUGAG
Messenger RNA from Cololabis saira (Pacific saury), 1745 nucleotides. Its product is annotated as coronin-2B-like. NCBI's taxonomy places the organism in Eukaryota, Metazoa, Chordata, Actinopteri, Beloniformes, Belonidae. Gene Ontology annotation, molecular function: actin filament binding. The transcript has 13 exons. The record is from RefSeq and is a predicted model, not a curated record. Gene Ontology annotation, biological process: actin filament organization. Bases 1 to 1674 code for a protein of 557 amino acids.